This is a messenger RNA of Dufourea novaeangliae, 2725 nucleotides long. It is a transcript of the gene Pdk, whose product is annotated as pyruvate dehydrogenase (acetyl-transferring) kinase, mitochondrial. The transcript has 8 exons. Gene Ontology annotation, biological process: regulation of glucose metabolic process; protein phosphorylation. Bases 238 to 1488 code for a protein of 416 amino acids. Gene Ontology annotation, molecular function: pyruvate dehydrogenase (acetyl-transferring) kinase activity. Gene Ontology annotation, cellular component: mitochondrion. The record is from RefSeq and is a predicted model, not a curated record. NCBI's taxonomy places the organism in Eukaryota, Metazoa, Arthropoda, Insecta, Hymenoptera, Halictidae.
CCACGAACCAAUGCGAUCGGGGGUGUCGCUUAUCCUCGUACCGGUGUACAACACGGAGGAAUCCUCGAGCUAUUUCACCUGCCUGCGGUAGAUUCUCUCGUGAACUUGACACUUUUACCAAGGAGACGUAAAAAGAACGGUUGAGCAGCCCCUUGGUCUGUCGUUGAAUCGCGGAGAAACCGAGUCAGUGGGCAAAAAAAGAAAAAUAAAGGUUCAUGUGUCACGAAAUACGGCAAAAUGAGGCUCACGCGAAAGUGUCUCGGCAACAUCACCAAGAUGCUGGAUUUUUACUCGCAGUUCAACCCCUCGCCGCUUUCGAUAAAACAGUUCAUCGAUUUCGGACUAAGUGCAUGCGAAAGGAAGUCUUUUAUAUUCUUAAGGAAGGAGCUGCCAGUCCGACUGGCGAACAUUAUGAAGGAGAUCCACCUGCUGCCGGACAACCUACUGAAAAUGCCUAGUGUGGGUAUAGUUAAUAAUUUAUACGCCACCUCCUUCGAGGAUAUCAUACACUUCGAGAAGGUUGAGGUCAACGAGACCACUUUAGACAAAUUCUGUCAGACCUUGGUGAAAAUACGUAACAGGCACAAGGAUAUCGUCGAGACAAUGGCGCAGGGGGUCUUGGAGCUCAAAGAAUCGCACGAUGUCGAUGCGCAGACAGAGAACAAUAUCCAGUAUUUUCUGGACAGGUUUCUCAUGUCUAGAAUUUCCAUUCGUAUGCUGAUCAACCAGCAUACCCUUCUGUUCGGGGCUGAAUUGAACGGACACAGUACACACGUGGGAUCCAUAGACCCCUCGUGUGAUGUUAUCAACGUUGUGAAAGACGCGUACGAGAAGGCGAGAUUACUUUGCGAUCAAUAUUAUCUGGCUAGCCCGGAACUGAUAGUCAAGCAACAUAACGAAUUCGAACGAUGUAGCCAAAUUAGGAUAGUUUACGUACCGAGCCAUCUGUUCCACAUGUUGUUCGAGUUGUUUAAAAACAGUAUGCGCGCGGUUAUGGAACACCAUGGCUCGGAAUCGGAGUGUCCGCCGAUAGAGGUGAUCGUGUCGCGUGGAAAGGAAGACGUGUGUGUCAAGAUGUCUGAUCGAGGCGGUGGCAUUCCCCGUUCGCAAAUGGACCAUUUAUUCAAGUAUAUGUACAGUACGGCCCCACGACCGAGUGUGUCCGACGCGCACACCGUUCCCCUAGCCGGAUACGGCUACGGUCUUCCAGUGUCCCGAUUGUACGCGAGAUAUUUCCAUGGCGAUCUGGUACUUCAGAGCUGCGACGGCUACGGCACAGAUGCCAUCGUAUACCUCAAAGCUCUGUCCGACGAGGCGAACGAAUUGUUGCCAAUCUUUAACAAGACCUCGUCGAAAUUCUACCGAACACCCGUCUCCACCACCGACUGGAGCAGUCAAUGCGGGGGUGGGAUGGCCACCAGGCAGCUUCGUAUGAGCAACGAGCAGGGCCACAAGCUUCCACGGGGGAUGGAAGUGAGGUAUUGCUAACAAAAUUCCAAUUGUAUGGACCAAAGAAUCGGAGUGAGUGAAUGGCUCGAAGUGAAUUCCGCAACGUUCGUGUCCUGGAAACUGAAUAACUAGAAAAUGAACCGUGUUCAAGAUCCCCGGCGAUCGAGUUCCCAUCUCUCGCUUGGGGAAUUUGUAGGCGACUGACCGCGUGGGAUGUAUCCAAGCUUUUUCGAAACGUACGGAGAUAAUUGAAGCUUCUCGUUGCACCCACCCACGGUUAAGGCACCACAUAUCACGCUGAAGGAAACCGAAAGAUUCGACUAGCUUCCGUUGUUCUCCUACUUUCGUACUUUCCACCGGAAGUCAGACGAUACCUCCUGGAGCCUCCGGAUAUUUUUGUCGCGGUCAUUUUUGUAUAAUUUCAGGACCUGAUUUGUUGCUUUCGCUUCUUGUGUGUACGUACAUUCUGUUAAAAUUAAACUAUCGACGUUUAGAUCCGGAAGUUUGAAAUAACUUGGAUCCGAAGAAUCUUCAAGAGGGCAUUUAAUUGUUCCACGUGACUCGCCUGGAAGCUCCAGGGGGACUUCGUUUUAUUUUUUUAUAUUUCGCGCGUUUAUUAAGUCAGCAUUUUAAUUGCAUAUAGGUAACUGCAAAGCAUUUCUUUGCGUCCGAGGGGAUUAGGUAGUUUGUCUAGGGAGAGAACGUCAUACGGAGUGCAAACUGUGAUUCAAUGCCAGACUUUAGUUGAAUAGAUAGGGAAACUGUGAACUGGUUCCUCAUAGAAGGAAAACGUUCACCAUUUGUGACGAUGUAAAAAGAAGAUUCAUAAUCUAUCGAUUAAAUGCGCGAGAGAGCUACAGAAACGAUAUGACGCGAGUCAAGCAGGACUGGCUCCGAUGAAAAAUUACAUUAGACGACCCACAUCCCUGAAAAGUAUUUUGUAUAAUGUGAACGAGCAGACUCUCGAGAAGUCCUUUUAACUCCUUGGCUUUUUAAUUAACCUUUUAUACAAACAAACGAUGAAAUAUUUCUACGCGACAAUUUCUUUUUACGUACGUGUCAAGAUUCUUUUCUAGAUUUCUCGUUUACGACUAUUUAACGAAAAUGCAGCCCGAAUUUUCUUAUAUUUUAUACAUAUCCCAACUGUGAAUUUGUACUUUAUUCGAACAAAUUAAAGUUUCUGCAAUGUCCGUCGAUGAAUUCGCAUAUUUUGUAUAAGAGAUUAGAUUGCAAUCCAUAAAGUUUUGCGUGAUUUUGUUCUCGACGAGGAUCGGAA